Messenger RNA from Chionomys nivalis (European snow vole), 498 nucleotides. RefSeq names its product ripply transcriptional repressor 1 (gene Ripply1). The record is from RefSeq and is a predicted model, not a curated record. Bases 1 to 498 code for a protein of 165 amino acids. The transcript has 4 exons. Gene Ontology annotation, biological process: embryonic pattern specification; negative regulation of transcription by RNA polymerase II. Gene Ontology annotation, cellular component: nucleus. NCBI's taxonomy places the organism in Eukaryota, Metazoa, Chordata, Mammalia, Rodentia, Cricetidae.
AUGGAUCCUGCUGCUCCUGCUGCUGCUCCCCCUGGCCUGGCCCCGGCCCAAGCCCCCGUCCAGGCACAAAUCGGUGGACGAGAAGUUUCUGGAAAUGAAAGAGAAACACGUCUUUGGAGACCCUGGCUGCCCUCCACCAAUGACCAACCAAGGCAGGUGAGGAUGCCGGUGGACUCGGCUGCUGCUGGGGCGACAGCUGCGGAGGUCACCAAGGCCGAGUCUGGGUUCCGUCAUCCUGUCAGGCUCUUCUGGCCGAAAUCCCGCUCCUUUGACUACCUGUACAGUGCUGGGGAGAUGCUACUACAGAAUUUCCCCGUCCAGGCCACCAUCAACUUGUAUGAGGAUUCUGAUAGCGAGGAAGAUGGGGAGGAAAAGGAGGAGCAUGUAGAGGAAGAGGUCAAUGAAAUAGGGCCAGAAGGGUGUGCGGGGGUACCAGAGGCCACACCAAACAAGGCCACAGCUCAUUCCGCUGACCCACCCCUGACCUGUCCAAACUGA